This is a messenger RNA of Prorocentrum cordatum, 1490 nucleotides long. The record is from the annotation of a GenBank genome assembly. NCBI's taxonomy places the organism in Eukaryota, Dinophyceae, Prorocentrales, Prorocentraceae.
AGGCGCUUCUGCUGGAGCGGGGCCCCGGCCGACCCCCGAACCCCCACACCCCCCCGCGGGCGGGGCUCCUCUAGCUCCAGCCCGCGCGGGCGGGGCCGCGGCCUGUGGGAUGGCCGCCUCCGCUGGCGCUGCUGCACAGGCCAGGGGCAAAUGCGAGGAUGCGCCCUGCCCAGCGGCGGGCCCCAGCGGCACCAGCAUCUGCGAGGUGCCCGUUGAGGAGGUCUGGCCGCUGCGGCACGUGGUCAUGUGGCCCGAGAAGGACCUGGAAUUCGUCAAGGUUCCUGGGGACGAAGGCCCGCGGGCCCGCCACUUCGGUGUGCGGGCCGAGGACGGCAGGCUCACCAGCGUCGUCUCGCUCUUCGAGGAGGGCGCGGCGGCGGCAGGCGACGAUCCAGAGGUUCGCGCCGGCGAGGCUGCCGGGGCGCCGCUGGUGGAGCGCCCGGAGCGCGCCGCACAGUUUCGGAAGCUGGCCACGCUGCCCGAGUUCCGGCGGCGGGGGCAGGCCGGGGCGCUGGUGCGGCGGUGCAUCGAGGAGGCGCGCGCCGCCCAGGCGCGGCGGAUCUGGUGCAACGCGCGGGCGGAGCAGGCUCAGUUCUACGCCAAGUUGGGCCUUCAGCAAACUGGACCUCUGCGCAGCGUGAAAUCGUGCGUCAACAUCUCAGUUGCACCUUUACUGCGAACGCAAGUAGACACAUGUUGUCAUUCACAUAGACAUGUGUUAUUCUGCUGCCUGCGACACGCCAGCCACCGUGCCAGUGCAGCAGCGCUGCGUCAAGCAGGUUGAGUUAUAUAAUGAUAUCUGCAAUUCAGCGCGCGGUCUGAAUUCGAUUGGGUUAAACAUCGACCGUGUUCCCUGAAUCCUUCUCGUUUGGGCGUGGUCAGUAUUCUGGUCUGUAAGCUUUUUGAGGGCGCGCGAUGGUUCUGGUCCAAUGUAUUAUCAGACCACCUCACCUUUGCACUACGACUGGCCCAAGCACAGGUCAGGUCUAGCACCUCCGCGGUAUUAUUCCUUGUCUAGCUGAGUGCGACGCGCAUGAGCAAACUUUAGGUCAGUGGGUACAGAAUUGACUGCAUGGAAUGCGGGCGUAGUCGUCUUUUGUCGGGGGAGUUCACGCUGCACCAUCACCAUGGGUUGCACCGGACCGAGCGUGUAAGCCUUUUCAGGAGAAGCCUUCGCGCGCGAGGGUAAGCAGUUUGUCAUCAUGGAGCUAGUCUUGGAGCCGUUGGACGAGUGACGAUGGCGACUGAUGAUCUCACCAGCCGGCGGCUGUCUUGUGCGCAAAAGUCCCUCGCAACACCCGAUGAGACCAUGAUGUGGUUGUCGCGAUUUGUUUGGCCGCAGGUAUAGCGAGGUUUGCACAAUGAGACGCGGUACAACGGUGUCUUCUUUGUGAGCCAGUCCCGUCAUCGGUUGCGUGCUUCACACGUGACGUGAGCGCGAAUUUGUUCGCGAGUGCUAUGGCUGCCAGUGCUUCCUGGACCAAUCGAGA